Molecule: messenger RNA, 2483 nt
Organism: Sarcophilus harrisii (Tasmanian devil)
Lineage: Eukaryota; Metazoa; Chordata; Mammalia; Dasyuromorphia; Dasyuridae
Gene: POLE2
Product: DNA polymerase epsilon 2, accessory subunit
Exons: 19
Coding region: 375-1949 (524 amino acids)
Biological process (GO): DNA-templated DNA replication; error-prone translesion synthesis
Cellular component (GO): epsilon DNA polymerase complex
Molecular function (GO): DNA binding
Source: RefSeq, a predicted model, not a curated record
AAAAAGAAAUAAAAAAACGAUUGGUCAGUACUAUUCUUAAAAACAGUAGUCCCUAAAACCAGCGUACUGCAAACGCAAGCCUUUAUAAACGUUAGUCUAAAGGCUUUUUCCUUCAAAAGGGAAAGGGCAUGCUUUCCAAAAGAGAUAGAGGGUGAAAAAUAAUAAAAAGAGCUGACAUAGUUUGGAGAGACCACAGAGAGAGAAGAAAGAACACUGGGGAAGAGGCGCCGGGUUACGGACUCUCCCACAACUGCUUCUGUAGCUUAAAAUCUGUUUCCGAGCGGAAGGAGGAGGAGGAGGAGGCUGUCCUCUAGUCACGUGGGAGUGUCCUGGGUGAAAAGGAGGCGGAGCCUUCUUGCCGCCAAAAUCUGAACAUGGCUCCGGAUCGAAUGCAUAGCAAAGUGGUUUCUGCCUUUAAAUUGCGGGGCUACCUGCUCCGGGGUGAAGCCACUAAAUAUCUCACUGAAGCUCUUGAGCGUGUCCCUGAAUUAAAGCUUGAAGAUGCAUUGGAAAGUAUCAUUGAUGCUGUUGAAAAGCAGCCUUUGUCAUCAAAUAUGAUUGAACGAUCUGUAGUGGAAGCAGCAGUCCAGGAAUGCAGUCAGUCAGUAGAUGAAACUGUAGAACAUAUUCUUAAUAUCAUUGGUGCAUUUGAUGUUCCACACUUUGUGUAUAAUCCAGAAAGAAAGAAAUUUCUACCCCUUUCAAUGACCAGUCACUCUUCACCAAAUUUAUUUGGGAAAGCAAGAGACAAAGCAGAAGUGUUUCGUGAACGUUACACCAUUUUAUGGCAGAGAACACAAAGACAUGAAUUGUUUACUCCUCUAGCAACAGGUGCUCAUCCUGAUGAAAGCAGAAGCAAAUUCCAGCUUAAAACAAUAGAAACUUUAUUGGGCAGUACAGCCAGAAUUGGAGAAGUGAUUGUUCUUGGGAUGAUAACUCAAAUGAAAGAGGGGAAAUAUUUCUUGGAAGAUCCUACAGGAACAGUGCAACUGAAUCUUAGUAAAGCCCAAUUUCACAGUGGUUUAUAUACAGAGUCGUGUUUUGUCUUAGCAGAAGGUUGGUUUGAAGAUCAGAUUUUUCAUGUUAAUGCCUUUGGAUUUCCUCCCAUUGAACCUUCCAACACUACUAGAGCAUACUAUGGAAAUGUAAAUUUUUUUGGUGGACCAACUUCUACAUCUGUAAAGGCUUCUGCAAAACUAAAACAUUUGGAAGAAGAGAAUGAAGACACUAUGUUUGUACUGGUGUCUGAUGUUUGGUUGGACCAAGUAGAAGUAUUAGAAAAGCUUCACAUUAUGUUUUCUGGUUAUUCUUCUGUACCUCCAACCUGUUUCAUCUUCUGUGGAAAUUUUUCAUCUGCACCAUAUGGGAAAAAUCAUGUUCAGUCAUUGAUAGAUUCUCUGAAGGCUCUCGCAGACAUAAUAUGUGAUUAUCCUAAUAUUCACCAAAGCAGUCGUUUUGUGUUUGUACCUGGGCCAGAAGAUCCUGGACCUGGUUCUAUUUUACCAAAGCCACCACUUGCUGAAAGCAUCACUAAUGACUUCAGGCAGCGAGUACCAUAUUCAGUUUUCACUACAAAUCCCUGCAGAAUUCAGUAUUGCACACAAGAAAUCAUUAUCUUUCGUGAAGACUUGGUGAAUAAAAUGUGUAGAAAUUGUGUCCGUUUUCCUAGCAGCAACAUGGAUAUUCCUCAUCACUUUGUAAAGACUCUGUUAUCACAAGGACACCUGACUCCUUUACCACUUUAUGUUUGUCCAGUGUAUUGGGCAUAUGAUCAUACUUUGAGAGUGUAUCCCAUUCCUGAUCUCCUUGUCAUCGCAGACAAAUAUGAUCCUUUUACUAUUACCAACACAGACUGCCUUUGCAUAAACCCGGGCUCUUUUCCAAGAAGUGGAUUUUCAUUCAAAGUUUUCUAUCCUUCUAAUAAGACAGUAGAAGACAGCAAACUUUAAGACUUCUGGGAUUCUCUAAGAAGAAGCCUAAUUUGCUUAACUUGAUUUAAAAUGCUAUAAAAAUUAUGUUAACCUUUAGAAAGAAAUUUUAUAUGACAAAAAGUUUCGGUACAUUAUGUGCCUACUAUGUACCAGACAUUAGAUAAACUAUAAGGAUACAAAUAAGAAAGUCCCUUUCCCCAAGGAGCUUACAGUGUGAUAAAAAUUGACAGCACACAAAAGGAAACUGAAAGUGAAUAAGGAGGCGUAUCAUCUUGUUCCAUGGAGUGGAAACCAAGUAGAGUAGUUGGUGGAAAAUGGGAGUUACCUUGAAAAUUCUGAGCCCUUUUAUCAACAGACAAAAUAAAGUAUUUCAAUUUUAUAUUUAAUAAUAAUAUUAACUCAAUACAUUUUUCAAAAAACAUGAAAUAAUGAGUUUUCUUUUAUUUUCCAUUAUUGUUCUUGGUACAAAGUAAUAAAAAAAAAAAAUUUAAGUAAUUUCCAUGGUUUCAUUGUCUCUAGACUGUAUUUAAAAUUAUAACAUUCCACAUAUAA